Messenger RNA from Durusdinium trenchii, 1687 nucleotides. Lineage: Eukaryota; Dinophyceae; Suessiales; Symbiodiniaceae. The record is from the annotation of a GenBank genome assembly.
GCGGUCUCCAAGUGCACUUGAUCUCCGCCGCGAGCCCAAGUGAACACAAGAAGGUCGGAGUUGACGGUGUUUAGGUCUUGUCAAACGUACAAUCCGGUGCAAUAAAUGGGCGCUUGCCUUUGGUCGUACGUCUUUUUGGCUCAAAAGCCUGCCGUAGGGACCUUCCUUUUUACCUCAACUAACCCGUUUGUUUCUGAUCGUCUUUCAGCCUUCGUACUCAUGGCCAAGUACUCUCAGAACCAGUCCUGUGGCCACACCUGCCCAUGGGGCAGUGGUGAUGACCACCUGCCGCCUGAUGCUUUCACUGCGGCAGCCAUGAGGGCUGCGCGACGUCGAGAAUCUAAGGAAGUGAAGGAAGUCCAGAUGGACGCCUCUUCAAGUGAAGCCCGAGCAGAAGCAACUCAAGCAGUUGAAGCCCAAGCAGCCCAAGCAGUCAGGAGCUCUCGCAGUACAGUUUCUGAAAAGACCGGGCAAAGCACUGCGGCGCACGUUGAGAUCAAAAUGAUGGACUUAAUCCAACGGUGUCUCGACCAGAAAGUGCUUGAGAUGAGUCAGAGUGAAUCCAAGAAAGUCACGACCGCAGUUAGGAGUUCAUGUUCGAGUGCUUGUACGUCUCUAGCCGGGUCUCAGCUGGAGAUGGAAGCCAACUUGAAAUCAGUUGAGCAAGUGGAGUCCGUGACAAUGGCCGGAAAGCGUGCCCAGAUUCAAAAGCUCUCCAAUGCAUCAUUGGGGCAGUUUGAUGCUGAUGAGUCACGUCUUGCCUACCUUGAGAUGCAGAAAAGUGCGGCUGAAGCCCGCAACAAGAACCGCUCUGCCCUUUCCUUUGACUAUGAGCCUGCGCCUCGGAAGGAGGUAGGCAAAGGCAUAGCCAAAGGCAAGGAAGGGGAAAAGGAGAAGAAGGAAGGCAAGAGCAAGAAAAGCAAGAAAGAAGUACACUGUUCAGCAGAAGCCACACCAAUGGGUUAUGAGGCUCUCGAGCGCUAUCCCGCCUUGUUGCGUGAGGUGAAUGGGCUGGCAGACAAAGCAAUAACGCAAGGUCUCACAAGCAAUGGCAAGCAAAAGCAAGCGAUGAAGCUUUCAGAUGCUGCACUGGGAAAGUUUGAUGCUGAUCAGUCUCGUGUUGCUUAUCUUCAAAUGCAGAAAAGUGCAGCAGAAGCGAGAAACAAGAAUCGCUCGGCGCUUUGUUUUGGUGAAGAGAAGCAAGAGACCUCACAGUCAGACACGCAGCACAGACUUGACGGUGUGACCAUGGCUGGGAAACGUGCCCAAGCGCAGAAGCUUUCAGAUGCCUCCUUGGGGAAGUUUGAUGUUGAUCAGUCUCAGGUUGCAUACCUUGAGAUGCACAACACGGCUGCUGCAAUGCGAAACAAGAAUCGCGUUGGACAGGGCAUUUUCUGAGGAUGCAGGAAGCUGUGGCAUAUAUGGACAGCAUCGCAUACUGAAUCGCAUGUUGUUUUUUCUUAACUGAAAAAAACCUACUCGUACUAGCGAUGGCCUUCAACGUAGCGAUAAGGACAUCACACAUCGUUGUUCCAGGUGCCUGACAGGCGUGACCACUGUGUCCUGCCUGCAAUCCAGGCCUCUGUGAGCUGUGUAUAGUCGUCUAUUCCUACAAGUGGAAUGGAUCUUUGUAUAGACUGCGGCAGAAAGACCGCAAAAUUGAUGUUUCUGCGUAUAUGGUUCAAAA